Messenger RNA from Physcomitrium patens, 943 nucleotides. RefSeq lists its product as uncharacterized. Lineage: Eukaryota; Viridiplantae; Streptophyta; Bryopsida; Funariales; Funariaceae. The record is from RefSeq and is a predicted model, not a curated record.
ACCCAUUCAGUUUGCGCUCUCGCUCUGAUUAUUUCUGUCCUUUCUCAAGCUCUUUGCGGUGCUGCAGUUGUUGCUGUGUGUGUGUGUGUGUGUGAAGAUCCCGAGUUUGUCAAACCGCCUGCAUCCAUUCCCCAGAUCGGGUGGGUGGUUGGGUGAGGUUUAGAUUACGCUAAUUUUGAUCAGAAUUUCGUGAAAGAUGAGUUAUUACAAUCAGGGUCCACCUGUGGGAGCACCUCCUCCGCAAUUCGCUCCUCAAGGUUAUCCGCCUCAGGGUUAUCCACCUCAGGGUUACCCACCGCAAGGAUACCCUCAGCAGGGUAGCUACCCACCUCAAGGAUACCCUCAACAAGGGUAUCCGCAACAAGGGUAUCCUCAGCAGCAACAGAAUAAGAGUCCAUCAUUCUGUGAAGCAUUUCUUGCAGCUUUGUGCUGUUGUUGUUUGCUUGAUGCAUGCUUCUAAAGACGGUCACGCGCAACGUGGAUGGAGCAGCGCACGAAUGCAAGUUCUAUGGAAAGUAACAUUCGUUUAAUUUCGUUUAUGUCUUCAAUUCCGCCUUGAUUCCUAGCUGGUGUUCUGGUACUCUCUUAAAAAGCUGCGACUUAGUCUUGAAUGCAGGUGGCUGGUGGCUGGGUUAGAAUCAAAUUGGUUCAAUACAAUCUGCACCUUAAAUCACUUGGCAUGGGAAGUCGUAAAUGUAGAUUUCUGGUAAAUGUUAUGGGCGUGAACAUGGAGACUAUUCGUUUUGUGGAACCUAUGGACAGUGACGUUGUUGCAGCAGCUGUGGCGUGAUUUCGAUUUUUUUGGAUCAGACUGGAAUUCAUGUGCAUUUGGUGGCGAUUUCGAUAGAUGUUUUUUUAUUUUUAACUCUUUCUCUCUUUUCUUUCCACGGUAUGUUGGAUGAAUAACUAAUUAAAGCACUGUGUGUAUUGAACAUUUGAACUA